AUGGGCUCCUUCGAUUGUUACUGUAUCUUAUGCUCCAUCUGCAUGAACAUUGGCGCCAUCAGGAUUGGAUCGAGAAAUGGCAAGUCUUUGCGCAAGCGAGAUCGCGCGAUGGAUAUAAGGAUGGGAAGACGUACUGGGAAGAAGGUGGGACGCGGAUUUGUGUACAGCGACGAUGAGGACGAAGAAAUGGAAGAUGCGAUCGACCCCGAAGCCGUCGAGAAGCAACGCAAAGAACAGCAAGAACAGGACGAAGACGAUGCAGAUUCGGAUUACGAAUAUUCCUCGGAUCCUUCUUCUGAAGACACAGAAUCCAUCGAUAGCAACGACUCCGACUUACUUACGAGAUCAUCCGAGAUUCUUGACGUCGCUCUUCGACCCCGUACUCCAGAGCCUGAGCCUGUGGAAGAAGUCGAUGAUGGAAGUUGGUCGCAAGAUCCCGAGUUGGACAUUAGCGAUGAGUGGGGUCUUGACAAUUAUGCCAGUACCGAGAACACUGAGGACAACAGUUUUGAUCCUAGACUCAUCGGACUCGACGACGUCAGAUGGAUUAAUCGGGUCCGCGCACUGGCACUCAAUCCCGAGCGGAAAGCCUACAUAUCCGGUAGAGGCCGCUACUACGACUAUGGCUCUCUAGAUAUCGAAGGGCCUGGAAGAGAUCCCAAUGAUCCGGGCGAAGGUUCUUUGAACAUCACGAGCUACGCGAGUGGGGACGAACAACAAGCUUUUCCAUUCCACGAGGCAUGCUUCGACAUUCUCGCAAAGAGCAUAGGACUUGAGAGCAGAGAUAUUAAUAAGCAUGUGAUGUUGAGAACGUUUAGCGCUCUUCUUGCAAACGAAAGACCAGUUUUGGAUGUGGACUAUCAGGUCUUUUCGGGCAACGAGCAAUUUUGGCAUAAUGGAGCGGGAUCGGAGUAUGAAGUGUGCGAUCCUUCCCCCCGACCUGCUCUCCAAGAAAGUAUACAAGACAUCCUACCCGCCAACAUUUUCGGUGGGAGUCCGCAGUUGGCAAAUCUAGCGCACAAGGUGCGAACGGAUCCAAUUGCAGUCCUCCCGUACGACCUGCUUCUCGAAAUCCUUGGAUAUGUUGACUCCAAAGACAUGCUUUCGCUCAUGCAAGCUUCGCAUCACGUCAGCAGCGUCACUCGCGAAGCCGCAUUCUGGAAACAUAUGGUACGCAUGCGUGUAUUGCCAUGGUUCUACGAGUUGCGUUACUUCGUGGAGACUGCGACCACCGAUGCGCUCGACUACAAAGGUCUUUUUCUCUGGGUGGAUUCAUCGACUCGUCCCAGGUUCGGCAUCCAGGGACCCCUCAUGCACAUAGCAAAUCGACGCCGGAUCUGGGGCUGCUGCCAGCCAGUAGCCUCGCUCUACAAGAAAGCAACUGGGCCGGUCGAGCCCGCUGAGCCGGCAGACUCGGACGAAGCAAAGGCGAUUCUAGACAGCUCCGCAUGCUUGCACAUGCCCAUGACCAUGUAUCCCCUGCCAGCUCAGACCGAGACCUUUUCGGCACAGUUUAUUCACUCUUGGAAUGAGAUUACUCAUCGUGCUUGCGUUUUGGACACCUACUGGCGCCAGAUUAACAACAGCCACGACUACUUAGUGGGCAUCUCCGUCACCCUGGGUGACCAAAAAAGACUUUUUGGCAGCUCUGAUGGAUUUACUGGACUUCCGCUUCAUCUUGAUCGUGGGGAGUGGAUCAAGGAGAUCGUCUGCUGUAUCGAAGAUAUUGUGAAUCAGACCGGGCCUCAUGGGAAGCCUGAGGAUCCUUGGCCAUCCAAAACUGCUAUGAUCAGCGGUAUCUCUAAUGGAGCUAUCUCACGUCUCGGUCUUCUUCAAGCAUGCAGACCGGACUCAGCACCACUCGCUCAGCCGCGAUACCCUUCCGUUCAGCAGAUGGCAUGGGGAAAGCUUGGAUCAUCGCUACCCUACGACCGUAUUGGUCAAAGGUAUCCUCAACAGGCUUCAGUCUGGGCGCAUCCUACGAUCCAUUUCGAGUCCUUCCCCACUCCCAUUCACCCCAUACCAUACGAACUCCCCGAGGAUAUGAUGCCCAACGAUGUGUUCAUGUGGAGCAAGAAAAACACAGGUAUUGAAUGCUUUCAGCCCAUUGCAACGAGUCUCUCCAUGCCUCACGAUUCGACCGAAGAUCCCACGCAGUCGACCAGCGCAAGCCCCACAACGACAGCACUGCCCAGCUCUCUCCCUGCAACCAGCACAUCGUCAUCGUCCUACCAACUCCAUACGGGUAUCGAUAUCGUCGGCAUCAACCCCGGCCCUCAUGACAUGUGGGGUAAUCGCGGCCGCAGCGUCGGCUCCCGCGGACCCGUCCUAUGUCAAUCCCCCAAAUGGGCGCACGACAUGACUGAGCCUCUCCAAGAAUCCCUCAAAGCCGCAUGGGAAGAUCUGCAAAAGACAGGCGGCGGUCCACACCCUUACCAACAACAAAACACCGUCACUUUCCCGCUGAACCAGGAAGACAUCACUGAAGUCCACGUCGAGCAGCAGUACCGCGCUCUCAAGCUUGUUACGCAGAGUGGUCGGGUUGGCUACUUUGGAGAGCCGGAUAUGCGCGAUUGGUUCGUGAGGAAGGCGGUGGGUGGAGAGCGGAUUGUGGGGAUUAGUGCGUGUUUUGGGGCGUUGGGGGGUUGGAGUGAGUCGGCGAGGAUGUGGAGUCAUCUUAAGUUGAGUCGCGUGGGGGUGGUGUUUGAGAGGGUUGAUGGAGAGGGGACGGUGAUUGGUAAGGAGGAAGAGAAGGAGAUGAGGGAGAAGGGGGUGGUGUUUGAGGAGGGUAAAGUUGUUAUGUGCUCAGAGUAG
This is a messenger RNA of Alternaria ethzedia, 2814 nucleotides long. RefSeq lists its product as uncharacterized. Gene Ontology annotation, molecular function: protein binding. Bases 1 to 2814 code for a protein of 937 amino acids. The transcript is spliced from 2 exons. The record is from RefSeq and is a predicted model, not a curated record. Lineage: Eukaryota; Fungi; Ascomycota; Dothideomycetes; Pleosporales; Pleosporaceae.